Messenger RNA from Rotaria sordida, 2901 nucleotides. The record is from the annotation of a GenBank genome assembly. Lineage: Eukaryota; Metazoa; Rotifera; Eurotatoria; Philodinida; Philodinidae.
AUGCAGGAUUUAUUUUUUUUUUUCCGCCUGAUAUGUUUAGCUGAUGCGCCAUGUCAAAAAUCAUGUCCAACAUCAAUUGAUAUAAAAUCAUUUAUAACAUCAAUUUCAAAUAAAAACUAUUAUGGAGCUGCUAAAGCAAUUCUAUCCGAUAAUCCAUUAGGUUUAACAUGUGGAAUGGUCUGUCCAACAAGUGAUCUUUGUGUCGGUGGAUGUAAUUUAUAUGCUAGUGAAGAAGGUCCUAUUAAUAUUGGUGGUUUACAACAGUUUGCUGUUGAUAUUUUUAAAGCAAUGCAUAUUCCAGCAAUUCGUGAUCCAUGUGAAGAUGGCAAAAUACUUAAUGAUAAAUAUUCAAGUAAAAUAGCAUUGAUUGGUUGUGGUCCAGCAUCAAUAUCAUGUGGAACAUUUCUUGCUCGACUUGGUUAUAAAGAUUUAACAAUAUAUGAAAAAUAUGAUUAUUUAGGUGGUCUUAGUUCAGCAGAAAUUCCACAAUAUCGUUUACCAUAUGAUACUGUUAAUUUUGAAAUUGAACUUAUGAAAGAUUUAGGUGUAAAAAUUAUAUCUAAUAAACCAUUGACAAUUGAAAAAGAUGGUUUAACAAUAAAAAAAUUAUUUGAUGAACAUGGAUAUAAAGCAAUUUUUGUUGGUAUUGGUCUUCCAAAUCCAAAUAUUGAUCCAAUAUUUCAAGAUUUAACUACAAAUGAAGGUUUUUAUACUUCAAAAAAUUUCUUACCAAUUGUUGCAAGAUCCAGUAAAGCAGGAAUGUGUGCAUGUAAAUCUGCAUUACCUAUUUUUACUGGUAAUGUAGUUGUACUUGGUGCUGGUGAUACAGCUAUGGAUUGUGCAACAUCAGCUAUACGUUGUGGUGCCAAAAAAGUAUUUGUUUGUUUUCGAAAAGGAUUUAAUCAAAUGCGUGCUGUACCAGAAGAAGCUGAUGUUGCAGCUGAAGAACGAUGUGAAUUUAUACCAUUUUGUUCACCAAAACAAGUUAUUAUCAAAAAUGGAAAAAUAAUAUCAAUGGAAUUUGUUAAAACUGAACAAACAGAAGCAGGUACCUGGAUUGAAGAUCCAGAACAAAUAAUACGUUUAAAAUGUAGUUAUGUUAUUUCAGCAUUUGGUUCAACAUUAAGUGAACUUCCAGUCAUUCAAGCACUUGAACCUGUAAAAUUAGAUAAAUAUAAUUAUCCUGUUGUUGAUUUAAAAACAAUGUCAACAAGUGUACCGGGUGUAUUUUGUGGUGGUGAUAUAGCUAACGUAGCUAGUACAACAGUUGAAAGUGUUAAUGAUGGAAAAACAGCUGCUUGGCAUGUGCAUAGAUUUAUUCAAGGUGAUGAAAAUAUUCCACUUGUACCACAAUUACCAAAAUUCUAUACAGCAAUUGAUAAAGUUGAUGUUAGUAUUGAAAUUUGUGGUAUCAAAUUUCCAAAUCCAUUUGGACUUGCUAGUGCACCACCUGUAACAUCAGGUCCAAUGAUUCGACGAUGUUUUGAAGCUGGUUGGGGUUUUGUUGUAACAAAAACAUUUUGUCUUGAGAAAGAUAUUAUUACAAAUGUAAGUCCACGUAUGGCUCGUGGUACAACAUCAGGUCAUAUGUAUGGACCAGGACAAGGUUCAUUUAUAAAUAUUGAACUUAUUUCGGAGAAAACAACUGAAUAUUGGCUUCUUUGUAUAAGAGAAUUAAAAAAAGAUUUUCCUGAUCGAGUUAUAAUUGCAUCAAUUAUGUGUAGUUUUAAUGAACAAGAUUGGACAGAAUUGGCAAAAUUAACUGAAGAAGCAGGUGCAGAUGCAUUAGAGCUCAAUCUUUCAUGUCCACAUGGAAUGGGUGAAAAAGGUAUGGGUUUAGCCUGUGGUCAAAAGCCUGAACUCGUUCUUAAUAUUUGUAAAUGGGUUCGAGCUGCUAUAAAAAUUCCAUUUUUUGCUAAAAUGACUCCAAAUAUAACUAAUAUUGUUGAGAUUGCUCAAGCAGCAAAAGACGGUGGAGCUGAUGGUGUUACAGCAACGAAUACAGUUAGUGGUCUUAUGAGUAUAAGACAUGAUGGAUCAGCAUGGCCAAGUGUAGGAAAAAAUCAAUUCACAACAUAUGGUGGUGUUUCCGGCAAUGCUAUUCGACCAAUUGCUUUAAGAGCUGUUUCUGCAAUAGCACGAGCUUUUCCUGGAUAUCCAAUUCUUGCAACUGGUGGUAUUGAUUCAGCUGAUGCCGGUAUGCAAUUUCUAUAUGCUGGUGCAUCUGCUCUUCAAGUUUGUAGUGCAGUACAAAAUCAAGAUUUUACAUUAAUUGAUGAUUAUAUAACUGGUUUACAAGCAUUACUUUAUUUGAAAUCACUCGAUUUAGAUGGAUGGGAAGGUCAAUCACCUCCAACACCAAAACAAUAUAAGGGUAAAACAAUUCUUGUUAAAGAUCUUAUCGGUUCAAAAUUACCUGCAUUUGGUGAAUAUAAACAACAACGUGAUGAAAUAACACAAAAAUAUCUUCAAGAAGCUGAUAUACUUGAUGAACAAUUUCUACCUGAACAAGUUCGUCCAGCACGACAAUCUCAAAAAGAAGUACCACGUUUAGUAGAUGUUCGUGGUAUGGCAGUUAAUAAAAUGGUUGAAUUUAAACAAUUAGAUCCACGUGAACCAGCUGUUGCUAUUAUUGAUGAUGAUUUAUGUGUUAAUUGUGGAAAAUGUUAUAUGACAUGUAAUGAUUCAGGUUAUCAAGCAAUAAUAUUUGAUCCUAUAACACAUAUUCCAUAUAUAACUGAAGAUUGUACUGGUUGUACAUUAUGUACAUCUGUAUGUCCAAUAAUUGAUUGUAUUACAAUGGUACCAAGAACAACAGUAUAUGAAAUAAAACGAGGUUUCUCGAAACAAAAAGUAGAUGAAAAUACAUCACCACUUGGUCCAAUAAAAGUAUCAAGUUAA